UAUUUUACAGAGACAGCUCAAAACACCUCAAGGAUAGCAUGUCUACACUCAUCUCAGAAUAUUUCAAAUUCAUUGCACUUGUCUUCAAGAAUAAGGACACCGCGAUUAUAAAUGGCUUUAUUGGUUUGGGGACAAUAAUCAGUCAAACAGCAUACAACAUCUUCGCUUUUAACUGUCCAUGUGCACCAAAGGAGAAUUACCUGUACGGCCUGGCAGCGAUCGGUGUACCCGCCCUCGCUCUCUUCGUUAUUGGGGUCAUUCUCAAUCAAAAUACCUGGGACAUUGUGUCGGAGUCUCGCAACAGAAAAUGCCGAAAACUGUCUGGCGCUGCUGCCUUUGCUCUGCUGGGCUCUGUUGUGGGUCGAGCAGCAGUUGCUCCAGUCACCUGGUCUGUGAUUUCCCUCCUGAGAGGAGAAGCGUAUGUUUGUGCUUUUAGUGAGUUUAUAGACCCCUCUACUCUGGACAAUUUCCCUCCAACUACAGACGCUCCAAAAAUCAUGGCCCGCUUUCCAUGUAAGGAUUUACCUGCUCCACUCAUGAAUUACUCAGGAGAGGUUGAACGACGGUUGAAGUAUGAAUCCCAGCUGUUGGGCUGGCUGUUGGUGGGCGUCGUCUCCCUCUCUGUCUUUCUGCUCCUCUGCCUAAAACAUUGCUGCUCUUCCCUGGGCUACCAGCAAGAAGCGUACUGGUCCCAUUACCGCUCCAAUGAAAAAGCUAUUUUCCAGCGGACGGCUGAAGUACACGCCAGAUUAAACGCUGCUAAAAACGUCAAGAGUUUCUUUGGCUUUGUGGAGAUGGAAAAUCAAGAGAAGGAGCUUUUAGAAAAGUGUCAGGGUGCCAGGAGCGUCAUUCCUAGUCUUGACUGGAACCGCAUCACAGGAGUUUACAUGUACAGAGAAAUCAAUGACGCUCCGAUGUACAGUCGCUUAAACAAAUGGGCCAAUUACACAAACGAAAACAACGAAGUCCACUGAAAAACAAAUGAACAUAUGAGGGAAACGGAGUUAGCCUAAUUAAUGCUGCGUUUAAUUCUCUAUUGGUAGCAGCAUUAAGCCAUUUGAAUCUUUCAUUUAAGUUUCAUUUUUGUUCCACCGUUAAUAAUUUAUUGAUUUAUUUCUAAGUUGUACUUCCGUUUUCUUUCUUUUUGGUACACUGAUGUUAUUGUAAAUAAUGCUUGUAGACAGCUUUUGACAGUUUAGGAACUUUUGAUAGGCACAACAGAACCCUUUUAGCUGAGUACAUUGCGUACUGUUAGAUAUGACCUUAUGGUGAGUCUAAUGUAUGAAUAACAAUGCUCACCCAGAAUGUAACGUCUUAGCUAUUACGACACACCCGCGCAUAUGCCACACUGUGAUGACCGAAGGUGCGUCAAUAGGCCUAUGUUAAAAUAUGUUAAAACACGCGGGGACAACAGCAAGAUAGAAGAGAGUUUGGUAUAGGCUAUUUAGUGGUAAAUCUGUGAUUUGAAAGAUCCAAAGAAAGAUCAGAAAUCAGAAUGGUAUAAACGAUUUUUAUUGUCAAUGUCAUAUCACCACAUGCCAAAAUCGAUUAUCAAAGUCAUUUAAAUCCGUGUUCUUCCUGUUUUAGAUAUCUUGAAAAAAUGAAAUCAUGCAAUGGGUGAAUAAUUUAUCUUACUAUUUUUUCUUUUUACAUUAUUUAAACGAUUUACAUAUUAAAAACGUCACUCUUUAAAGUUCAUAUUUCAAUGGUUUUAUAUCAUUUAGACUUUCAGUUGACUAUUUUUCAGAUUUUUUAGCACCAGUCGAAAACAAACCAGUAAUAAAAGUACGAACCACGCAAUGAUUAUUGACAUGAAUUGUUCUAUUCAUGAAUACAACAAUUUCCAUUGCAAUGACACGCUUUUCACCAGCAGAUGUCCUCAGGAUAAAACACUUCGCAUAAUCGCACCGCAAGAGUUUUGUGAACAGACUGUAGGUGGCAGUAUGGGCUUAGUGUAGACGUAGGGCGUGUCAAAUAAACAGACAACAGAAAGCAUUUACAAAAUACAUCGAAAACAUCAAAUAUGUUUUAACAACCAACAGCCUUUUAAAUCCAAGUAUAGAAAACAAUAAAACAUAUAGUUUUACUUUGGUUCCUGGAAUUAGCCUAUUUCAUCGAUGGUAGGUGGCAGAAAGUUGCUAUUUGAGUUUGCAAAAACCGAAUAAAUACAUGUGUUUUUUACUUAUAAAAAAUAAUUGUUACAAUGACAAAUAAAAAUUGUAUCAUAGCCUAUAUGUAAAUAAAUUCAUAAUGUGUCACUGACAUACUCGUUUUUUUGUAUACUUGCUCACUAUCUAUUGACAUAAGUGCAUAAUUCAUUUUUAUAAUUGCAUAACUUGCUUUUUGCAGUCACAAGAUCAC
Triplophysa rosa is the source of this 2361-nucleotide messenger RNA. RefSeq names its product calcium homeostasis modulator protein 2-like. Bases 39 to 974 code for a protein of 311 amino acids. Gene Ontology annotation, molecular function: monoatomic cation channel activity. The transcript has 2 exons. NCBI's taxonomy places the organism in Eukaryota, Metazoa, Chordata, Actinopteri, Cypriniformes, Nemacheilidae. The record is from RefSeq and is a predicted model, not a curated record.